This is a messenger RNA of Linderina pennispora, 5619 nucleotides long. RefSeq names its product WD40 repeat-like protein. Gene Ontology annotation, molecular function: protein binding. The record is from RefSeq and is a predicted model, not a curated record. The transcript has 4 exons. Bases 1 to 5619 code for a protein of 1872 amino acids. Lineage: Eukaryota; Fungi; Kickxellomycota; Kickxellomycetes; Kickxellales; Kickxellaceae.
AUGCAGCGAUUCGGCCAUGACGUCCGGGUUGUGCACUUCAUUGGCUUGUCGAAGCCGUGGCACUGGAACCGCACGCCUGGCGGCGGCCUGGUUGCCGAUGCCCAAGUCUCCGAGCGGUGGCGCCAGCUGGUGAUGCUGUGGUGGCAUAUCCACGACGAGCAUGUAUCUGGAUGGCGGUACUGGAAGGGCCCGUUCGACAAGGAUCUGGCCAUGGGCAAAGGGUACCACCAUAUCACUGAGCCGCUCACCCCACCCCCGCAAGCCGACGUCCCUCAGCAGCAGACUGGACAUGGUAUAUCUGAUGUGCCGAGACAUCAGCAGCACCAGCCUGGUAACGAUGACAGGGCACAUGCCGAGCCUGAGCACCAGCCCACCGACGAAGUGCCAGACUGGGACAAGGACUGGUCAUGGGCGAAUGACCGUGUGCAUCCCUUUGACUAUGCGUAUCUUGCCGGUCAUAUCGACACACCCGCCCAAGCUAGCGAUGGCUUCCAGCAGGAACCACAGAAAGAGCAGCACCACAGCCAUGAGCAGCAUCCCAGCCAUGAGCAGCAAGUGCAGCACGACCAGCCGCAGCAACACCCCACGUCCUCCGAUGACCAGAGUCACGGCAAAUUGCCACAGCCUGAGCAGCAAGCAUACAGACAGAUCUCUGAGUUAUUUGUUCGCAGCUCUAGUGAUGAUAGCAGCCAGCAGCAUGGCGUAGUUGCUGACACAUACCAGCAGCAUUACGAGCAGCCCAAGCCCCAGGGUGCGCCAGAGUGGAUGAGCUCACAGCGCCCAUGGGAGGACGUCGCGCGCGAGGGGUGGAUGCACCACGACGAGUAUCAGCCGCACUCAUACGACCAGUCAUUUGUCGAGCGCCAUAUUGACCAGCACCAGCAGCCGAUUAGCAGCGGCUAUGUGUUCCCCCUUCAGGAACUGGGCCAUCAGCACCAGGAGCAAGAGUUUGUGCCAAGGUCGCUCCUACCCCACCAGAACCUGUAUGAAGCGUCGCAGGUUGUGAUGGAGCCUCAGUACCGUCCUCGACAGCAAGAAUACCACCAUCAGCAGAAACAACUGCAGAACCACUACCAUCAUCAGCACCAUCGCUCGGAGUACUACCAGCAGCCACGGCACCACGAGCAUCGCCAAGAAUACCAGGGGCACCAGCAGCAAUGGCCAAGUGGUGAGCAGUACACCGAGCCACAUCAGCGCUCGCACAGCAUGCACAAUAUUGGCCACCACCAUCACCAAUACCAAGGGGGUCAUGAAGGCUACAACGGCGAGCAACAGUGGUACCAUGACUCAGGCAGCAGCAAUGCUGGGCCACAGUAUGGCCAGGGUGGCCAGCACCAGCGCAGCCCGAGCCAAACUCAGAGCAUAGACCACAGCAGCCGCAGCGGUGAUUCUCCGCUCUACUACCCGCAACCCAAGACACCCAUCAUCGUCAACCCGGUCGCGAUCUGGGAGUCAAGUGAGGAACAAGCACGGCGCCGUGCAUGGGCUCAGCGGGUGCGUGCACCAAUGGAGACUCCACAUGCCACCACCGAUCCAAUCCUGGGUCACUCCCAGCCUGGAGCUGCUGUGGCUGCUGCAGCAUGGGGAGGUGCUCCACCAGCAGCCGAGUACGCGGUUCCACAUGUCAUGGAUCAGAUCGAUAGCAGCCAGCUGCCGGCUGAGACGCCGUGGAAGAUCAGCCAUGUGCGCCAGCGCAACCGCUCCGAGGAUGGUGGUAUCCCGCAGGCGCCCGGCGGUAUGCAGUUCAAGGAGGGUGUGGCCACUGAGUCCAAUGCGCGCGAUGCUGCAGGCCAGUUCCUGCAGCGCUGGCACGAGGCAGUGGUUGCUCGCAAGCUCCACUCGCAGAUCGACGGCAUUGAUGUCGAGCGCCUUGAGCACGGUGUGCCCAGGUUUGAGCGCGGCACAGACGCAAUCAGACUCGAGACCACCGUGUCGUGUGAGGCUGAAGACUCGAAAGGUGAGCGCACUGUCUACCGGUUUACCCUGAGCUCAACGCUUGAUAUUGGCGGGGCCGCACAGCAACAGCAGCAACAGCAGCAGAUGCCACAGAUGCCCACCCAGCCGGGCCCAGCUACGCCGGCUGGCGGUCCCGGUGGCUCGCAGUUUGUCAUGCCAGCGGAGCAUGGUACUGGUGUAGGUACCACUCAGCAAGACAUUCAGCAUGAUGUGCAUGCGUAUUGCAACCCCAACACGACAAAUGGCACGGUUCUUGCCGAUAGCGAGGAUGCCAAUGUCACUAUUUUGAGACAGCCGGUGAACUACGAAGAGCCGACUAUCUCCCGUCGCUCAAGCUUCGUGCAACAGCAGCCCGGCAGCCUGCGCGGGAUUCCGCAAAUGGUCAACCGGACAGCCAGCAUGGACCAUAUCGACCAGUUUGCCGAAGCUGAUGCCCGCUACUGGAAGCUGCACCGCCAGCUCAUUGACAUCGAGAUGAACCAGCGCCGGCAGGACGAGGUUGCACAUAUUGGCGAAGUCCAGCAGGACCGUCGGGCAAGCGAGGGCUGGGAUGAGGUGCAGUCAGAAAAGAUCGAUUUGAGGUCCCCGCCCACGCCGACUAUCAGGCUCAAGUCUACGGCAGGGUCAACUGGGUUUGGAAGCUAUCGUCGCCCUUCAGCAUUUAGCAUCGCUGACCCAGCUACGUUCCAGCAGCAACAGCCUGAGGAGGAAAUGCUGCCUGUUCCAGCUAGCCGUCCCCAGGGUCGCCGCCUGUCUGCCGAGACCACUACUCGGCCGAGCUACACCACCCUGUCACCGAAUGCCCCAGUGCCCAUGUCGCUUGAGACUUCAGUUGGCGAGAGCCCAACCAAGCAUGGAAAGCGGGGCGACACCGGCCUGACGCUAAAGCGCCGGAGCAAGAGCAGCCCGCGUCUGGCAAUGGAGAAUGCGCGGUACCACGCACCCACAUCACCACUGGCACCUGCAGGCAACACUACUGGUAGCCUGCUGAUUGGGCAUAGUAGCAGCGGCGGCAGCGGUGAGGGAUUACAAAAGCCCUCACCUUCCGACGAUUCGGCCAAGGCUUCUGGCACUGGAUCGCGGUCGUCGCGCGUGCCGUCACGCAGCCGGUCGUUCAGCGCUCUGCGCAAGAUUGCAACUCACAACAGUGCCCAGGCUGCAACCGUUGUGUCGCCCGUCCCCCGCGCUGACCCUCGUAAGCUGAAAAAACCAGCCAAACCAGUGUUCCUUACGUCAUCAUCGUCUGAAGACGAGGAUGACGACAAGGGUGGCGAUGAGGACAGCACUGCGCGCUACUUCAAGUCUGCUAUUGGACGUGUCCCAACACCGUACCCGCGUGGCCUUCUUGGCAAAGUCAAUGCUAACGACGAAAACAAGGGCAAAGUCGAGUCGUCAGAGAAGUCAGCAGAAAAGCCGGUGAAAAAGGAAGGCGUGUCGGCUGAGAGCAUGACACUGCCGCUGGCAGCGGGUGGAUCGGACGGCGGCGAUAGUAAAUUUGGCCAUACCCGCUCGUCGGGAUUGGGCGAGACACCUGGGAAGCAAAAGAUGCGACCGCGUAUCAACUGGGGCGAUGAGGAUGACGAGCCAUUCCCGAACGAUGAUGACCAGUCACUUGACGCCCAGUGGCUGCGGAUCAUAAAGGGAGGGCCACCAACGCGGGCAUCAGUCCGCCCGGCAGGCUCGAGCGGAAGCAACACACCACAGGCACCAAAGGCCAACAAGCAUGCUGAAGUGGAUGUCCAGUCGGAGGUCAACACCGAAGUCUCUGUCGUCGUUGUCGAGGACAGUGCACCCGAAACGCCGGCUGCGACCAAGGCUGAAGACGAGGCUGAGGAGAUCAAGGUGGAAGGGGCAAUGCCGGUGACAGAUGCUGCAAUGGCCUGCAAUGAAGAGGAUAAUGCUGAUGAAGCUGACGAAGAGGAACUGGCGCCUGAGGUUAAUACAGAAGAAGCUGCCUCUGCCAGUGAACCUGAAGAGCCUGGCCUCCCCGAGACCACCGACGGCGUGCCCAUCUCGAUCCCCGCCAUUACUCCUCCUGAGCAGCAACCACCCCGUCUGCGCAAGCGCAGCUCUCUGAGUUUCCCCAACCUGAUGGACCGCGAGUUCGAGACAAUCAAUGACUCUGAAGCCGACACCAGCGACAUGGAGAUCCAGCAGCGGUUCUGGUCGCGCGCGAUGAAGCCGAGCAAGUCGGGGUCGUCGACUCCACACGCGCCAGCACGCCGCAAGUCUGUUGUCGAGAUGUCGCAUGACAUUUCAUCCGAGGACCUUGCUGCCUGGAUGCACUGGCGUGACAGCACCAGUCCUGUCAGGAAGCCGAAUCGUGAGAUGGUUGCGGCAGACAAUGUGGAUAGGGCACAGCAGCUUAUUACACCUCCAGUGUCCAAGGGAAGCAAUAUUGACGCUGCUGAGAUCUUGGUGGAUCGUGAAGAAGAUACGGCAACAGUUUCUGGUAGAUGCCUCGACGCGCUAACCCCGCACGAUGAGCUGCAGCUGUCUAUGGGCAGGGCAUACCCCAAGGACGUUUCUGCAGUCAGCUUGCAGCCUGAGGUGCCUGAUACCGAAGUGCCCACUGCUGCCGAUAAGGUGACAGUGCUGGUGGAUCCGAGUACUAAUUGUACCAGCGUGCUGAUACAGAAUGGGGCCCGCAUGACUGGCAAAUGGCCCACCUCGGGAUAUGUCGCUAAUAGCAGCUUGAAUGGCCAUCAGGCACAGAUCACGUCGCUUGCAUCUGGUACGCUUCAAGGAACUGACGCUCUGUUCUCAGGAUCUGAAGACAGAACCUGCCGCGUCUGGGACCAACGGACCAGCCGCGCCGUCAAAGGCAUCCGCGGAUUCGCAACUGAAAUCUCAGCUGUGCAGUUUAUCGGCGAGCACGGCCUAGUUGUGUCUAGUGGCAGCGACUUGUUUGUAUACGACAGCCGCGCCCUGGGUGUGGUUGGGCAAGCAGCAAAGUUUGUAGCACACGUUGACAUUGGGCAGGUCGAGGCGAUUGAUACACGUGGGGACUUUGUGGCAUUCGUCGACGAAGACGGGCAUUUGGGCGUUGUUGACUGCGACGAAGGAACUGUCGCCAGGUUCACAGGCGGGCAUGCGGCGAUGGCAUCGUGCGUUGCAUUCCACCCAGACGAUCUGAAAGUCGCGUCUGGCGGGUUCGACAAGCAGGUUCUUGUGUGGGAUAUGGCCAGCGAGGGGAUUGCACAGAGACUGUCGACGGUCCUGGAAAACGGCAGCUCAGGAAAGUCGAUCAACCCGCCAUUCGUUUACGCCUUGCUGUUUGCGCCGUUCGAGGGUAGUCCAAUUGUCUCUGGUCAUGCGGAUGGCCGCAUCAUGUGCUUUGAUCAGGCUGCGGGUCGCUCGGUAUGCUGGCUCGACUGCCAUGGAUACUCGAUCUCCGACAUGCAGUUUGUGCCAUCGAAUCCCGACCGGCUGGUGACGGCCGGGCUGGACUGCAUGCUGAAGGUGUGGGACGCCGAUGAGAUUGUAGAACCGAACGUCGUGGAUGCUGGAGACCAGAUGCAGGUGGUCUUGGAUGAGGACCCACCGCUGGUAGCUGCUGCUGGUCUGGUGUCGAAGCCUGACACGCUGGCCAUUGCCCACGAGUCGUCGGACAUCUAUGUUGGACAGGAUGCAAAAAUUGGCAUAUACACAUUUGCUGAAUAG